UACAUUUACAUACAAAUAUAUAUUCCGCGAAAAAUUCUGUUGUUGAUGUGCGCUCUACUGCUUGUUUAUUCGUAUGUCAGGUCAAAUGUACAUUUCCUGUUAAAACAUUCAAGAGACCGCAAACAUGGACGAAUAUGAUGAAAUGUACGGGAUUGAAGAUUAUUUUGAGAAACUAGGAAGUCAUGGCUGAAAUGAAACGCGAACAUCCUUCAAGUGUAGGCAGUAAGAAGCCGAUUCCACAGACGUUUGAGGAAGCCAUUGUGUCCGGCUUUCACCAAAGUCAGCACUCCAGGAAUGCCCUUCUUGCCAUGUUGAAUGACAUCCCACCCGCUAUACAGAGCCGAAUUUCUAUGAGCAGUCUCUGUUUGGACAUCCUCAGCCUUCUCCUGGAGCUCAUCUCCCCCAAACUGAAGCCGGUCAAUCCUCAGCUUUACAGCACUAGGGAGAAGCAGCAGCUCUAUGAUUUGAUUGACACCAUGAUCAACUUCAACCUGACUUAUAGACAGGACCGCACAGUAGAGGGACAGUACACUUGUUCUGGAGCCGUGAGUACAUGCACAUACACAAACAACUUUACCCUGAUCUACAGACAUAUUGUUCUGUUGGCACUUAAGUUAUGCAUCUCAGACUUCAUCACAAGAAUACACAAUAACACACACAGAGAUUCUGCAUCUGUUUACGUGUUCAUCACGAUUUAUGAGAGAUUAAGCUGCAUCUCCAGAUUAUUGUCUCUCCCUCCCCUACUCUUCCCCAUUUUUAUUAUUCUUCGUCCACUGUUUCACUUUGGCGAUUCUCUCAGAUGAGAACUUGGAGGUUUUGUGUUACUUGCCUCAUUGCAUGGAUGCACAUGCUCAUCACUUAAAUAUUUACAAAGACCUACAAUCCUCUCUGUGGCUUACCGUGUCCUAGCACUCACAAUGAUUGAGGGGAGUGAUGCUGACAGUGUUCACAAACAAGCUUUGACAGUCAUGUGUGGAGCACUUGCUGCUAACCCUUUAAAAGUCUUCUUGGUGGAGCUAAAGGUGGAUAAAAACCUGGAGUGAGAAGAUAACCAAGGGAACACUUUGGGCCAUUGGAUUGGUUUUCAGACGAAUGAUGCAGCAGUCGUUCCUGCAGGCCCGCUGCGAGGAGACGCUGGUCACUUCGGAUUGGGGGAUUCCUCUGCUGGUCGCCCUGUUGCUGCUUCUGCUUGUUUAUGCCUUCCUGUAUCUUCCUGCCAUCUCUUAUCGAGCUCUGCUUCAACAAGUGCUGAGUAACCACACUGAAGCCAUGCCACUGGAAAAUAACAAGACAGACUGAGGAUUGUACAAUUCCCAUGCCAAAUGUUGAAUGACAGUGAAAGCUAACUGCAUUUCCAUUGCAUUGAGGAGAAAUGGUUCAGCAUUGUUAACCAAGAGCAGGCCUGAAGGGAAGAAACAAUCACAUCUCACUUUUGUAAUUAAUACACAGCAAGCAUUUAUAUAUAUAUA
Molecule: messenger RNA, 1469 nt
Organism: Carassius auratus (goldfish)
Lineage: Eukaryota; Metazoa; Chordata; Actinopteri; Cypriniformes; Cyprinidae
Product: chromosome transmission fidelity protein 18 homolog
Exons: 5
Coding region: 183-803 (206 amino acids)
Source: RefSeq, a predicted model, not a curated record